GUGACUGAACAUCCGCAGUUGCGCAGUAGAGGUCAGCUGACAUUUGUGAUGUAGCAGCGGGUGAAACAUCCAAACAGUCGAAACUUAAACCUUGAAGGAAAAAUAGGGUUUGUAUUUGUGAGCCAAGACUGAAAGACAGGAAGAAACGGAGAGGCGUUAGUCCAGAAACGAGGCCGCGUCCCCCCGUCUUUCGCAGGCAUGAGUGUCGGCACUCCGAGAGGCCUGGCCAGUUCGGGGCAGAAACCCAUCACGGAGAUCCCCCACCCGUUGUCCGCCGCUGAAGAGUCGCUUUCUCCGGGGCCGGAUGUCAGCAUCAGCCCCGGAGGAGACAAGGAUCCGGAGCUGACCAACGGCACGCUCGUUGACGGCUCCAGUCCCGCCUCCGCCUCCUCCACCUCCGCGUUGCUCAGCAGGCUGCAGGUGGAGGAGAACUCCGAGGCAGACGCCGCAGAGCUUUACGCAUCCACGGAAACCCGGGACCUCUUCGUUACAGUGGACGACCCCAAGAAGCACGUGUCCACCAUGGAAACCUACAUCACCUACAGAGUCUCUACCAAGACGACACGGAUAGAGUUUGACCUGCCGGAGUACUGCGUCAGAAGACGCUACCAGGACUUUGACUGGUUGAGAGUGAAACUGGAGGAGACCCAGCCGACCAACCUCAUCCCCCCUUUGCCUGAGAAGUUUGUGAUGAAGGGCGUGGUUGACCGCUUUUCAGAAGAGUUUGUGGAGACCAGGAUGAAAGCUUUGGACAAGUUCCUGAAGCGAGUUGCAGACCACCCCGUCCUGUCCUUUAACCCACACCUUAAUGCUUUCCUGACUGCCAAGGACCUGAACAAGCGGCAGGGUCUGGCUCUGCUGACUAAGAUGGGAGAGUCGGUGAAGCAUGUGGCGGGGGGGUACAAGCUGCGGGCAAGACCGCCCGAGUUCAACGCCAUGGGAGAAUACCUGGACACUUUCAGCCAGAAACUAGGAACCAUUGACCGCAUUGCUCAGAGGAUACUCCGAGAGCAGUCAGAAUACCUCACGGAGCUGCGAGAAUAUGCAUCUGUCUACUCAAGUUGGGCGGGGUCGGAGGACGAGCUGCAGCGCCCUCUAGAGGGUGUGGCUGGCUGUGUCACAACGUGCUGCGGAGCGCUGGAGGACCUGAGUGAAAACAUGAGCCAGGACUUCCUUCCUGUUCUUCGAGAAUAUGUCCUUUACACAGAGACAAUGAAGAACGUUUUGAGGAAACGAGACCAGAGUCAAGCGGAGUACGAGGGCCGCCUAGAGGCAGCCGUGCUGCGCAGACAGGAGGACAGAACGCCUAUGCCUCUGGAGGUGGAGAAAUGCCAGGACAAAAUGGAGUGCUUUAAUGCAGACCUGAAAGCCGACUGGGAACGCUGGCAGUGCAAUAAGAGACAAGACUUCAAACAGCUCCUAAUCGGCAUGGCUGACAAAAACAUCAACUAUUACGAAAAGUGCCAGACAGCGUGGGAAUCUCUGGUUACCGUCCUGCAGGAAAAACAGACAGAGGACAAAACGAGUGAGACGAACUGAAGUUUGUCUUGGUGCUGUUCAGCACGUUUUUUUCUUUUCUUUUGUGACUCUUCAUGCCAAGGAAAACGACCAACCCGGCAGCAGAUCUCCUCUGCUGAGCUUUGCUCCUGCUCUCCUGCUGGGAUAAACUGAAGGAGGUAUCCGAUGGUGCAUUCAGGGACAGCUGGGAGCCAGCAGGAAUCUCUGUACAGAUUUUGGGUUUUGUUGGCAUAACUGUCAACAUUUUCUACGUAACACUUUCAAUUCUUCACAGUUUGUUGCCAAUUCUGAGUUUGUUUAUUUAACAAAGAUUCUGGGGGAGACGCACUUUUGUUGUACCCCUUUGUUUUUCACUUUGAGCCAAAUUGUUGCAGAAAUGUUUGGUUUUAGACCAGACUUUGUGUUUUUUUUUCUCUUUUUUUCAUUUUUAAUAUCCCUCCAUUGUGUUUUUUGUUGCAUGAUGAUGCUCAGCUGCCUUCAGGGCAUGAACUUCUUUUUUAGAGAAAUUUAGGGGAACAUUUGGAGCACAAACCCCAUCUGCACACUUACUGGAAUUCAGAGCAGCAGCGCCCCCUUGUGGUACUUUAUUUUGUAUCUUUUUCCUCAUUACCAUUUCUAUCCACUUUACCCUAAUCUGCACUUUAAUCAGAUAAAGACUCAAGACAGUUAAAGUACCGCGCUCUCUAGAUCCGUUCCUGAUAAUGUAAAGAUGGAACGGGAGUAGAAGUUUUAGAUGAAUGUGUAUCUGCAGAUUUAUUGGUGAACGUCCCCCAAAACAGAGAAACAUCCCGGAGGUGGAUAAAAAAGCAGAAGACUUCAUUCCAAAGCGAUUUUUUCUUCUUCUGUUUUUUUUCCCCCUCUUCGUCUGUAGUUUAGCUGUUUCACCUUAAAUAUUAAAGAUUUUGUCUGGUAAGGUGGUAAAAAAAAAAAAUAAUUUUGAUGUUUGCAAAUCUGUUUUGGUGGUGAUGCACUCACACAUUCAUGGUCUUAAGUCAUCAGAAAAUGUCUCUUUUCUCCAAAAACGGCAGGAGAAAAUGACGAUGGGUGUGAAUUGAAAGGAUUCCUCAGAAACUUUCCUCGUCAGUUUCAGCGAUAGAUCUUUCUAUCGAGCCUCAUGGGGCAAAAAAAAAUCCGACUAAAGAAUCAAGCGUGAUAUUUACAAAGAUGUUUAAUUUUUCCGGCUUAAGUGAGAUUCAAAACCUCCUGAGAUUAGAUGAAAUCUUCAUGAUCUAAGUAAGAUGGUUACUUUAUUGUUGAGAUUUAAAUCAUUUUCACAUCAUUCUGUUCAUUUUCUUUGCUUCAUGUCACUUUAUUGGGUCUGCAUUAACCUCCUUCUCAUAGACUGUCUAAACUGCCUGCGAUUCUCCUUUUCCUGGAUUUUCACCCCCUUUUUAGUGUAUGAGUUUUGAAAGAAAGCUUUAAGAAGCUGCUCUUUUCUCUGCCAAGUCAAUAAAUCAGGUAAAUUGCAUUUUGUCCUUGUUUAGGUAGAUUAAACCGAGAUAACGGGAGAUCUCUGGGUUAGUGUGAGCCAAACUCGAGGCAGCUGCAGUUUUCUUCUGCAGAUUAACCCUCAUUGUCAAAACUGACCUAUUUUCACUCUUGAAAACGGGUCCAUUUUGACCUGAACACAAUGUCUAGGUCUCAUUUCAUUAAAAGUACACCAAAAUAUAAUCAGAAAUCGAUAACAGCAAGUAUUAUCAAAGAUUUAUUGUAGGUACGUUGUGAUUGAAGAUGUUCAGGGUCAUUUCAGAUCUACUCUCUGACUGCAUAAUGGAGGACACGGAGCACAUUUUGGCAAAAAUUUGGAAAAAAAAACAACUGCAGUGAAAACAAGGAGACCUUGCUGAAGUUGUUUUUCCUCCUUUCUCACAGUUUUGCACUAAAAUCUGGGUCGGUAACAUUUGUCCAGCAUUAAAGAAACCAUGAAAGAUUUUCCUGUGUUCCAGUGUUUUGAUCAUAAAAACAAACUGGUCACACGUCUGAUUGUUGAAGCCAAGUUGGUUUCUUAUGUUGAAAGCGAGGAUUUUCAAGCCAAACAUGGUUUUGUUCUCGCGCCGACCUUCCACAGAAACAUGAAAGUUCUUCUUUUCCGCUCAACCUCGCAGUUCCUCUCCAGUGUGCACUGUUUACGUUCCUUACUGUACAUUUGAAUGUUUAUAACAUUUUGUUGUAAUUAAUAAAUAAGCUUCUAUAUGGAUGUUUUGAUGCAAAUGAUUUUCUUUUAUUUUGUUAACAUAUUGGACCAACAAUAAAAAAUGAAUGACUUUUU
This is a messenger RNA of Oryzias latipes (Japanese medaka), 3787 nucleotides long. It is a transcript of the gene snx30, whose product is annotated as sorting nexin family member 30. NCBI's taxonomy places the organism in Eukaryota, Metazoa, Chordata, Actinopteri, Beloniformes, Adrianichthyidae. Gene Ontology annotation, cellular component: early endosome; phagophore assembly site. Gene Ontology annotation, molecular function: phosphatidylinositol binding. Gene Ontology annotation, biological process: protein transport; autophagy of mitochondrion; endocytic recycling. The record is from RefSeq and is a predicted model, not a curated record.